AUGACAGGAGAAGUCCUCUGCUCUGACACCACCACACGCCAGAACCUGAUCUUUGACAUGGAGGGCAGAAUACCUAAAAACAGCGAAGUGACAAUGGCUGAACUAAAACUCUUCAAAAAGCCUCUGGACAAAGCAAACCUGCCUGCCAAGCCGUCUCACAGACCUGUCUCCAAUGCCAGGGUCAGUGUGUACUGGGUGCAACGGCAGCAGGAUGGUACCAACAGGACGUCUCUGAUAGACUCCAGGCUGGUUGCUAUACGAGAGUCAGGCUGGAAGAACUUCGACGUGACGCAGGCCGUGCAUUACUGGCUGCGAAACAAGAGACAGGAGCCAAUGUUCCUGGAGGUCUGGAUUGAAGGAGAAAGAGUGGGCAGACACGCCUCGGAAAUGGCCAAAGCCGUGCGUUUCACCUCUCAGGACCCCAAGGAUAAAGCCCUAGGCAAACCUGAACUUGUGCUUUACACCCUCAACUUGGAAGACUAUGGGGGCCCCGGGGACUGUAAGGAGGAGGCGGUGUCGGGGAAGUCCACCUGCUGCCGGCAGAAACACUACAUCAGCUUCCGUGAGCUCGCCUGGGCUCGCUACUGGAUCAUCGAGCCAGCGGGCUACCAGGCUUACCGCUGCUCGGGGGGCUGCCUGCAGCCCCCCGGCCUGCUGCGGCGCUUGGGCUACGGGGAGCGCGUCUGCGCCGUGGCGGAGAGCUCCCCGCUCCCCAUGAUCUACCUCGUCAGGAGGGGCAACCGCACCGAGAUCGAAGCCGCGGAGUUCCCCAACAUGGUCGUCGAGAAGUGCAGCUGCGUCACAGGUGGCAUGGCACUGGUGUGA
This is a messenger RNA of Merops nubicus (carmine bee-eater), 825 nucleotides long. Its product is annotated as left-right determination factor 2-like. The record is from RefSeq and is a predicted model, not a curated record. Gene Ontology annotation, molecular function: growth factor activity; cytokine activity; transforming growth factor beta receptor binding. The coding region runs from base 1 to 825 and encodes 274 amino acids. Gene Ontology annotation, cellular component: extracellular region. The transcript is spliced from 3 exons. Lineage: Eukaryota; Metazoa; Chordata; Aves; Coraciiformes; Meropidae. Gene Ontology annotation, biological process: SMAD protein signal transduction; BMP signaling pathway.